This is a messenger RNA of Neurospora tetraspora, 2462 nucleotides long. RefSeq lists its product as uncharacterized. Lineage: Eukaryota; Fungi; Ascomycota; Sordariomycetes; Sordariales; Sordariaceae. The record is from RefSeq and is a predicted model, not a curated record. The transcript has 3 exons. Gene Ontology annotation, cellular component: RSC-type complex; nuclear chromosome; nucleus. Gene Ontology annotation, biological process: chromatin remodeling; positive regulation of pseudohyphal growth by positive regulation of transcription from RNA polymerase II promoter. Gene Ontology annotation, molecular function: transcription coregulator activity. Bases 484 to 2190 code for a protein of 568 amino acids.
GCCCACCCAAAUUCACCACCCACUUUCACGGGCAACCACCACCUCGAUAGCGUCCACUCCAACCAACAAAUCUGUGUGACGUCCUUCAAUUCGAAACCCUAUUAGGAACCCGCUCUGAGGAAAGGUCAAUAAUCACCGCGCCUUGGAUUGUCACGAGUCCUGAACCAUUAGUUUGCUGUUACAUCGACCAGCUUGCACUUGAUCGCAAACAAGAGCAAGACAUCCCUCGGAAACAAGCUCGAACGCAGCUUCGUCCAACCCGCAUCUCAACGCCGCAUUAUCGUCCUCCCUCGCGUCCAUUUGCGACUUCGACUUCGGGUUCGAGCAUCAACAAUUGGCAGCGCUACGAAAUAUCUACGAACUCAGCGAUAUAUCACCAAGUGCUGGGCCUGCCUUCUUUUCCAACCAAGUUUUCCGACCGUCAUGAGAUUACCAUAGUCGACGACAAUCAUACCGUUACUGCCACACGAACCACCCUUCACAAUGGCGCGCUCCGAAUCCCAACAAUCCGUCUUCUCCUCUUAUGCGCCGAGGUUACGCACCUACAACAACUCCCUCCUCACACCCGUUCUUCCCGGCACUGCUCCCGCGAACCCACUUUCGCGCACAACGAAGCGCGGCACUACCAUCAUCAACUAUGCCGAGGAUGGCUACGACGACUACGACGAUGACGACGACAAUACCCGCAGCCGCCGCCGCCCUACAGGCCUCCGCAGCGUACAGCCCGACGACGGUACUGUCAAGGCCGACCCGGCCGAGAAGGUUGGGAAGGAUACACACGAGCCCGUAGAGGUACAAGGCAUUUGGCGGGACUGGAUGGGAAGAUUUCGCCAGGGACGAUCUGAUCAACAAAACUUCGCCCAAGCCAGCCUACCUCUCACCCUGAUUCCUAUACGGAUUGACCUCGAUAUCCCAUCCUACACUCCGCCCCCGUCUCUCCCUCCGAAUGCUGCGAACCUGGACCCCAACAGUCCUCUCUUCAAACCACAGGAGCCCACCGUCCCAUACCGGUUACGCGACACGUUUCUGUGGAACUUGCACGAGACUUUGAUAACCACUGACCAGUUUGCGACUGUCCUGGUCCAGGAUUUGGACCUUCCUAACCGGAAUCAGACCAUAGCCGAGAUCAGCAAGCAAAUAAGGACACAACUAGAAGAGUACGCCGGUGUUGCUCUCCAUCCUCUCUUCCACUCCCACCGCGACCGUCCAGCAACCGAGGCUCCCAAGCCCACCAACCUGCUCGAAGCCGCGACCUCAACCCCCAAUACCCCAGCAGUCAACGGUAACGCCGUAUCAACACCAACACCCGCCGCCAACGGCACUUCAGCAGUCCAAACAUCCACCGGCGAAAUCACGGCCGCCGCAACCCCGAUCCCCCCAGACGCCGACGACUUUAGCCCCGACGACACCUACCGCUGCAUCAUCAACCUCAACAUCAACCUCUCCUCGCAAGUCUACACCGACAAGUUCGAGUGGUCGCUCCUCCACCCUCCAGGCACCGCCGAGGCCUUCGCCAAGCAAACUUGCGCCGACCUGGGUCUGCACGGCGAAUGGGUACCCGCCAUGACGCACGCCAUCUACGAGGCUGUGCUCAAGCUCAAGAAAGAAGCCUGCGAGUCCGGCGGCCUGGUAGCCGGUUGGGGCACCACCGCACUGGGAGUUGGCGGUGUCGAGUUCCCCAACGACACUGCCGUCACCGCGGGCGGCGAAGGUGCCGGCUGGCGAUACGACCCGGAGCAUCUGGCGGAGGAUUGGGAGCCCAAGCUAGAGACGCUGUCGAAGGAGGAGAUCGAGAAGCGCGAGGGCGAUCGCGAGAGGCAGAUCCGCAGACUGCGCAGAGAGACGGCCCGGUUCAGCAGCAAUACCGGCAUGGCGGGCGGCGUGCCCGUCGGAUUUGGAUUUGGUGGGCUGAUUGAGCAGGAAGAGGAGCGCAUGGGUCGCGGGGAGAGGAGCAAGAAGAAGAGAAGGUUUAGAAGCUUGUCGCCGACUAGUGGUAGGCACACCCCGGAUGUUGGCGGCGGCGGCGGCGGCGGUGGUGGUGGGGUGUGGGGCACCAGUGUGUGGGCGGUUCGGGAUGGACCUUAUGGACCGAGGUCACUCUGCAAUAACUGCGGCUUCAUCUACGAGCGGGAUAGGAAACUGCCGAGGUGGGCUAGGAACCUGCACGGAGCUGAUCCCAAGCCUCUGUGAAAGAAGGAUGUUCAAGGCUGGAAAAGUUUGGCCGAGGGGGGCAGGGUUUGUGGGUUGGCGUCUUGAUUGGAGAAACGUCUGUCUCCUAGCUCGACUUCUCUUCCAAAAGACAAUGUACUUUGCAUUGAGACCAUCGGUUUGAUAUCGUCGUCUUCAACUUCAUUCAGGAGAGGGGUGUAGAAAAAGGAAGGAAAUUCAAGCAGAGGGAACCGGCGUCAUGGCAAGGCUAGGAUAGGAGAAAGCAGUGUUACAGUUGGCACAUUUGUUUGACU